AUGAAUAACUUCACUUACUUCUGAUUGUAUCCAAAGGUGAAUGUGACAUCGAUAUCGACAUCGACUUCAACUUCUACUCCCCCGAACUCUAGCUACAUACAGCUACAGUUACCAAGAUGGGGCCACACAUAUCAAGCUAUCCACCUCUCGGACAGAUCACUCAGCUCAAAGACCAAAAUUUCCAUUUAAUCGCUCUUUUAGAAGUGGGAAAAGAUGUCGCCAAUGACCCUUGGGAAGUUGCUGUUUGGUAUACAUUUGACCAUCAUAAUUGGUCCGAGAAGAUCUUACCCCCCCUUCCCAGUAGUGAUUGUCCACCGUCACUUCAAACCAUCAAUUCUUCGAACGCUCUCCUAUACUUCUGUUCUCCUUUUUUCGCUUCCUCUCGCGUAAAAUUCACUCUGAAAUUCCGCAAUAGCCAUGAUCAACCGUGGAUGUGGUCUUACAACGUAUCAGGCGUAACUAAUGGCGUAGUCAUUAUCAACCAAGAGGAGUCUUUGGAUGGAACUGAACAAAGUCUCUCAGAUUUCAUCCAUGGAAUCAACCCAGACUUGUUAGUUAAACCCGUAGCAAGUCAGACUCCUAAUACUCGACUUUGGACUAUAACUGCAACCGUUGGCCCAGCUGAGGAGGACCGUUCCACUUAUCACAAUAUAGAACUCGGAACCCCAUGUGGUUAUAUGCGAUAUUUUGCUCUAGUUCGGCACGCCUUGCCAUGGCUAGGUCCCAGGCAUGGUAGCGAUACGAUCAGCCUCGACAAGAAUGCUGUCAUGUGUUCCUUUCUCAACCUUAAUGGACAACAUCUUGUCUUGUUAGGGAUCAGCGAUGUGGCCAACGUAAUGACUCUUCUUCGGAGUUCGGAUACGGGCUCUGUACAAUUGCAUAUCCGCAACGAUGCCGAAACCGAUUCAGACGGUCUUGUUCUGGCUGCUGUAGGCCAUAACUUUGAAAGCGCCAUGGCUGCUGUAAUGUACCACGCACGUACUAUUCCUCUGACUACCGGAAGUGAUCAUGGAAAUUCGACUCCGGAUAUCCAAACUGUGAGUAAUGAUGUGAAAGCUCAAUGGAAUGAGAAUUGGUACGACGGACUAGGAUAUUGCACUUGGAAUGCCCUGGGACAGCGUCUCACUGAUGAGAAGGUGAUCCACGCUAUUGAGACGUUGGCGAAAAACCACAUCAAUAUCAGCAGUCUCAUCAUAGACGAUAACUGGCAGGACAUUGAUUACCAAGGUGGAGAUCAAUAUCAGCAUGCUUGGAAAGGAUUCGAGGCAGAGCCUACUGCAUUCCCACAUGGUCUCAAAGAUACAGUUUCUCGUAUCCGAUCAAAACAUCCUGGAAUUAAACAUGUGGCCGUUUGGCACGCUUUGCUAGGAUACUGGGGAGGCAUCUCAAGUGACAGCGACCUCGCCAAGAGGUAUAAAACAAUACAAGUCGAUCGACAAGAUGCUAGUGCCCAGGGGCCCAUGACUGUUAUUGCCAAAGAAGACGUGGGGCAGUUUUACAACGAUUUCUACCAAUUCUUGUCUGAUUGUGGGAUUGAUAGCGUCAAGGCUGACGUUCAGUAUAUGGUUGAUACUUGGAUUUCUGCUAAGCAUCGCCGAGAACUCACCGAAACAUAUCUAGACAGCUGGGUGGUCUCUGCCCUUAGAUACUUUAGCAUCAAAGCUAUCUCGUGCAUGUCGCAGACGCCACAACUCCUAUUCCACCAGCAAUUACCACACAACAAGCCGGCCAUGGUUGCGCGAAAUUCAGAUGACUUUUAUCCCGAUGUUCCCGAUUCGCAUCCAUGGCAUAUUUUCGCCAAUGCCCACAACACUCUAUUAACUCAGCACCUAAAUAUUCUACCGGACUGGGACAUGUUCCAAACAGAUCACGAGUUUGCGGGCUUCCAUGCUGCUGCGCGUUGUCUAAGCGGUGGACCGAUCUACAUCACCGACGUCCCAGGGAACCAUAACCUGGAAAUUAUCAACCAAAUCACCGGGACCACAACUCUAGGAACGACAGUCAUCUUCAGACCUAGCGUCCUAGGUAAAAGCAUAGAUGCGUAUAUCGGCUACGACGAACCCAACAUACUCAAAAUCGGAUGCUAUAAUGGGAUGGCCGUGACUGGGACGCCGAUCCUAGGGGUCUUUAAUACCUCUCGCCAAUAUUUGCGAGAGAUCAUCCCCCUCUCCCGCUUCCCCGGCGUUCUUGAAUCCAGUAUGUACGUCGUGCGUGCCCACCGCAGCGGCUUCGUUACCCCGGCUCUAAAGCCCGACAAUCCCACCGCCGUGAUCCCCGUGCAAUUAGACGUGCGAGACUACGACAUCUUGACCGCUUUCCCUGUGACCUGGUUCGACAGCGAGACUAAUGGUGGAAUCCACGUUGCUAACCUAGGUCUAAUCGAGAAGAUGACAGGGGCAGCUGCUAUCAUGGCAAGCCGAUCCGAGCUACAACACAACGGCAGGGUGGUUUUGAGCACGUGGCUUAAAGCCUUGGGAGUCCUCGGUGUGUACAUCUCAUGUUUACCCGAUAUGUCGAUCGAGCGAGAUUUCAUAGCUACGAUGAGGGACGAGCCAAUCCCUGCUCACACAGCCAGAGUCAGUGAAGCCGACGCCCAUGUGUUGAGCAUCGAUAUCGAAACUGCGUGGAAGGAGAUGGGGCUGGAUUCUUGGGGAACCAGUGAUAUCGAAGUCAAGGUGUAUUUCGAUAUCGAACACCCUUGAUAAUGAGAAACAGAAUACCUUGGUGCCUAAUGCCUACCUAGUAGUUACUCGGGGUAUAUAAGUAUAUAUGCCUCUUGUUGGUAGAAGGGCUUUAAUGUUAGCAAGAAGGCAUAGAUUAGAUGAUUACAAGACGAGCAUGAAGUUACGAAAAUGAAUGAAUGAAAGCAGAUUGGUACA
Hypoxylon fragiforme is the source of this 2879-nucleotide messenger RNA. Its product is annotated as glycoside hydrolase family 36 protein. Lineage: Eukaryota; Fungi; Ascomycota; Sordariomycetes; Xylariales; Hypoxylaceae. The transcript has 5 exons. The coding region runs from base 117 to 2702 and encodes 861 amino acids. The record is from RefSeq and is a predicted model, not a curated record.